AUGGCGCGAGUCAUUACGUUUGUGACCGGCAACGCGAACAAGCUGCGCGAGGUGAAGCAGAUCCUCGAGUCGUCGUCCGCAUCGAGCUGGACGCUCGAGUCGCGCGAACUCGACGUGCCGGAAAUUCAGGGGACCACGCAGGAAGUCGCGCUCGCCAAGUGCCGCUCGGCCGCGGAGCAGCUCCAGGCACCGUGCCUCACGGAGGACACCGCGCUGAAGUUCCACGCGCUGAAUGGCCUGCCCGGCCCGUACAUCAAGGACUUUUUGGGCAACCUCGGUGUGGACGGCCUUCCCAAGCUCCUGGCCGGCUUUGAGGACAAGAGCGCGACGGCGCUGUGCACCUUUGCCUUUUCGCCGGGUACGGGCGAGGAGCCGAUUCUGUUCGAGGGCACGACCGCCGGAAAGAUUGUCGUGCCCCGCGGCGCGACGCGCUUCGGCUGGGACCCCGUGUUUGAGGUGGACGAGACGUCCAAGACCUUUGCCGAGAUGGACGGCACCGAGAAGAACAAGGUGUCGCACCGGGGGCGCGCGCUCGCAAAGCUACAGGCCUACCUUGCCGAGCACUAG
Messenger RNA from Malassezia japonica, 567 nucleotides. It is a transcript of the gene HAM1, whose product is annotated as adenylate kinase. Gene Ontology annotation, biological process: nucleoside triphosphate catabolic process. Bases 1 to 567 code for a protein of 188 amino acids. The record is from RefSeq and is a predicted model, not a curated record. The transcript has 3 exons. NCBI's taxonomy places the organism in Eukaryota, Fungi, Basidiomycota, Malasseziomycetes, Malasseziales, Malasseziaceae. Gene Ontology annotation, molecular function: nucleoside triphosphate diphosphatase activity. Gene Ontology annotation, cellular component: cytoplasm.